This is a messenger RNA of Rhodotorula toruloides NP11, 5364 nucleotides long. RefSeq names its product DNA-directed RNA polymerase I subunit RPA1. The transcript has 8 exons. Gene Ontology annotation, cellular component: RNA polymerase I complex. Gene Ontology annotation, molecular function: DNA binding; DNA-directed RNA polymerase activity. The record is from RefSeq and is a predicted model, not a curated record. The coding region runs from base 1 to 5364 and encodes 1787 amino acids. NCBI's taxonomy places the organism in Eukaryota, Fungi, Basidiomycota, Microbotryomycetes, Sporidiobolales, Sporidiobolaceae. Gene Ontology annotation, biological process: DNA-templated transcription.
AUGGACAUCGCCAACCCUGUCGCAACGCAGGUCACCUCGCUCUCCUUCUCCUACCUCCAUGCGCCAGACAUCCGCCGCAUGUCCGUCAAGCAGGUCGUCAACCCCGUCCUGUUUGACAACCUCAACAACCCGAACGCUGGAGGACUGUACGACCCUGCAUUCGGUCCGUUGGGAAAGGGAGACAUCUGUUCGACCUGCCACUUGACCUCCUUCGAGUGCCCCGGCCACUUCGGCCACAUCGAGCUUCCCGCACCCGUCUUCCACCCGCUCUACAUGGUCCAAGCGUUCCAGCUCCUCCGCGGCACUUGCACCUACUGCCACCGCUUUCUCGUCGGCGAAAUCCAGCUCCUGAAGCAGAUCGCGCGCCUGACCCUCCUCGAACACGGCCUCGUCACUCACGCUCUCGAACUCGACGCACACUUUCAAGGCCCCGCACCCGCCUCAAAGUCCAAGUCCGCCAAAGCCCGAGCCGCCGCCGCUGCAGCAGACAACGUCGAAGAUGCGGAGCAGGGCGAGUCGACGGACGAGACGGCGGACGAGUUUCGUGCGCGGUUGGAUGCGUUCGUGCAGGGCGCACUGAGGGCCGCGAAGAAGGGAAAGGGUGUUGGGAUGGAGCACCAUGGGAGGGACGAGUACAAGGAGAGCGGGACGGCGUUCGAUGUGAGGAGGAAGGUCAUCGCGCAGUUCCUCAAGACUUUGGGUGCCAAGCGACGCUGCGAGCACUGUGGAGCCUACGCCCACCGCGUCCGCAAGGAAGGCCACACGAAGAUCAUCCAGUACUCGCUCGUCGCGAAGCAGAAGGCGAUCCACAAGACCAUGCGUCUCAAGGCCCCGAACGUCCUUCGCGAGGCGCGUCUCGCUGGAAUGAAGGCGAACGGCAAUGGGAAGGCCAAGAUGGAGGUCGAUGGCGAGACGGACGAGUCGGAGGAUGACUCCGAGGAGGAGGAGGAGGAGGACAAGGAGAUGCAUGUUGAUGGCGCCGACGAGGUCGAGGAGCGGGAAGAGGAGGAGGACGAAGACGCGAUCGGCUCGGUGCGCGGCAAACAGACGGAGCGAAUCGUCACGCCCGACGAAGUGCGCGCGCACCUCCGCCGCCUCUUCGCCAACGAGCAAGAACUCGUCACGCUCAUCUACGCCCCUCACGGCCCUCUCUCGCGCGCGUCGUCGUCCCGCAUCCCGCGCUCGUCCCCCGGCCAAAAGCAAGGCGGCAAGCCCGCCGCGUCGGCCGACAUCUUCUUCAUGGACGUCGUUUCGGUCCCCCCUUCGCGCUUCCGCCCCGCCUCGACGAUGGGCGACCAAGUGUUCGAGAACCCGCAGAACUCGCUCCUCAACAACAUCCUCCGCCAGUCGAUCGUUGUGCGCGACUUGAACGUCCGGCUCCUCCAAGCUCAGACGCAGCCUGACCAUCCCGACUUGGUCGGCGAGGAUGGCAAGCCCCGCGUGACGAUCGAGCGCAUGACGACCAUGUUGUACGAGAGCUUGAUCGACUUGCAGGUCACGGUCAACUCGAUGAUGGACGCGGGGAAGAACCCCAUGCUGGUCAAGCAGGGCAAGUUGCCGACGCCCGGUGUCAAGCAGCUCCUCGAGAAGAAGGAGGGAUUGUUCCGCAAGAACAUGAUGGGCAAGCGUGUCAACUACGCCGCACGCUCCGUCAUCUCGCCCGACGUCAACAUCGAGACGAACGAGAUCGGUGUCCCGCCCGUCUUUGCGCGCAAGCUCACCUUCCCCGAGCCGGUCACCGACCACAACUACCAGCAGCUCAAGCAAGCCGUCAUCAACGGGCCGCACCAGCACCCGGGCGCGAGCUUUGUCCAGAUGGAGGACGGGAACCUCAUCUCGCUCGACCGUAUGUCGCUCGAGGACCGCACGGCGAUCGCCAACAAGCUCCUCGCGCCCGAGACGUCGACGGCCGGACAGCGCCUCGCCGCCUCGUCGCGACCCGACGUCGGACUCCCUCCGACCCGCACGCCGCAGAUCAACCGCAAGGUCUACCGCCACCUGCAGGACGGCGACAUUGUAAUCCUCAACCGUCAGCCGACGCUUCACAAGCCGUCGAUGAUGUGCCACCGCGUCAAGGUCCUCAAGGGCGAAAAGACGAUCCGCAUGCACUACGCCAACUGCAACUCGUACAACGCCGACUUUGACGGAGACGAGAUGAACAUGCAUUUCCCGCAGUCGCUCAUCGCGCAGGCCGAGGCGCGCAUGAUCGCCAACACGGACAACCAGUACCUCGUCCCGACGUCUGGCAACCCCUUGCGCGGCUUGAUCCAGGACCACGUCGUCGCUGGCGUCUGGCUCACCAACAAGGAUACGUUCUUCACCCGCGACCAGUACUACCAGCUUGUCUACGGCGCACUCCGACCCGAGAACGACUACACCGGCGAGGGGACCGUCAAGACUGUCCCGCCUGCGGUUUGGAAGCCCCGACCGAUGUGGACUGGCAAGCAGGUCAUCUCGACGGUGCUCAAGAACAUCCAGCCGGCCGACAUGUGUGGCAUCCACUUCACGUCGAAGGGCAAGGUUCCCGGCUCGGCAUGGGGCGUCUUUGCGGAGGAGGGCGAGGUCCUCGUCCAUGACGGCGACAUGCUUACGGGCAUCAUCGACAAGGCGCAGAUCGGAGCCUCGCCUUUCGGUCUCGUCCACUCCGUCUACGAGCUCUACGGCGCGUCGACAGCCGGCAAGCUCCUCUCGAUCCUCUCGCGCCUCUUGACCAAGUUCCUCCAGAGCCGCGCCUUUUCCUGCCGCAUGGACGACCUCGUCCUCACCGCCAAGGGCAACCACGACCGCCGCCGCAUGCUGCAGACCGUCAACGAGAAGGGUCUCUCGGCCGCGCUCGACUACACCGGUCUCGCCAGCGCCGACCGCGCUGACCCCGCGACUGCCGACGACCUCCGCAACCGCCUUGAGGAGAUUCUCCGCGACGACUACAAGCUCGCUGGACUCGACGCGACGGUUGAAGGCGAGACGAACCAGGUCACGACGCAGCUCAUCAAGACUUGCCUGCCGAACGGUCUCGUCAAGCCCUUCCCGCACAACAACAUGCAGACCAUGACGGUCUCGGGUGCCAAGGGCUCGAACGUCAAUGCGUCGCAGAUCUCGUGCUUGCUCGGCCAGCAGUCGCUCGAGGGUCGCCGCGUCCCCGUCAUGGUAUCCGGCAAGACGCUGCCAUCGUUCAAGGCGUUCGAGACGGCUCCUCGCGCAGGCGGUUUCGUCGCAGGCCGUUUCUUGACCGGCAUCCGGCCUCAAGAAUACUACUUCCACUGCAUGGCCGGUCGCGAGGGACUGAUCGACACGGCCGUCAAGACGUCGCGUUCCGGCUACCUCCAGCGCUGCUUGAUCAAGCACUUGGAAGGCCUGCGCGUCCACUAUGACCACACGGUCCGCAACGCCGACCAGUCGGUCCUCCAGUUCCACUACGGCGAGGACUCGCUCGACGUCACCAAGCAGAAGCACCUGCUCCAGUUCGAAUUCGCCGUCCGCAACAUGCAGUCGAUCAUCAGCCGGUACAACCCGCGCGACGCCCUCGAGCGGACGAACGAUGUCGAGGACGUUCUCCCCGACGCGAUGAAGAAGUCCCUCAAGAAGCCCGACACGCACCCUCCCGUUCUCUCGCUCGCCUCGCCCUCGACCGUCUCUGGCGCCGUCUCGGAGCGGUACGCCCGAGCGAUCGAGGACUACGUCAAGAACCCGAAGCAGCGCCUCCUUCGCCCGAAGAAGAAGCGCGACAUGGCCGACUGGCCCGCCCACAUCCGCCGCGACGACCUCGUCUCGAUCGAGCACUUCCGCUCGCUCAUGAACAUGCGGUACAUGCGCUCGCUGGUCGAGCCCGGCGAGGCGGUCGGUCUCUUGGCAUCGCAGGGUGUCGGCGAGCCGUCGACCCAGAUGACCCUCAACACGUUCCACUUUGCCGGACACGGUGCCGCCAACGUUACGCUCGGUAUUCCCCGUUUGCGUGAGAUCGUCAUGACCGCCUCGCAGGACAUCAAGACGCCGACGAUGAACCUGCCGAUCGUCGAGUCGGUCUCGGACGCGCGCCUCAAGACGUUCUGCCAGUCGUCGACUCGCCUCACCCUCUCGCAGGUCGUCGACGACGUUACCGUCGAGGAGCGCUUGACGCCGAAGACGAGCGACAACAGCUACACCCGCUCGAAGCUGUACACCGUCCGCCUCAACCUCUUCCCGCGCGCCGACUACGAGGCCGAGUACAGCGUCUCCAGCGAGCAGAUCCUCGCCGGUAUUGCCCGGACGUUCGUCCCGCUGCUCGACAAGGCGAUCGCCAAGGAGAUCAAGCAGAACGACCGCGAGCUGAAGAGCCAGGCCGCCGAUGUCGGGCGAGGAAAGAAGGAGGGCAAGCGACGAGGAGGCAAGACGAGCGGUGCGGACGAGGACGGCGCUGGAGAGGAGGACGCUGGCGUUGUCGGACGUGACGAGGGCGAGGUCAUCGACGGCGAUGCCGAUGACGAGCGACGAGGCAGGCAGGCGGACGACGAGCAGAACUACGACGACGAGGACGAGGGUGACGAGGCCGCCGACCCCGAGGAGGAGCUCGAAGCCAAGUUCAAGUCGGACGCCGAGGAGGAUGAGGAGUCGAGCGAUGAGGAGGACGACGACCCCGAAGCUGUCGCGCGCCGAUCAAAGGCCGAAUCGCUCGAGCGCAUGAAGCAGUACGAGCGACGGGUAUCCGGCUCGUCGCGCUUCAUCAACAAGCUCGUCUUCGACAAGGAGCAGGGCGAGUCGUGCGAGUUCGAACUCGAGUUCUCCUCGCAAGCCGCCAAGCUCCUUCUCGUCGGUAUCGUCGAGGAAGUCUGCCGCAUCGCCGUCGUCCACGAGGUCCCCGGCAUCUCGCGCUGCUUCGUCGCCAAGGCUGCCAAUGCGAACGCCGCCGCCCAGCGCAACGCCGUCACCGAGGGUGUCAACCUGCGCCAGCUGUGGCAGAUCGGCUACGGCAUCGUCGAUCUCAACAAGCUCGGCACGAACGACAUCGGCGCGAUCUUGCGGACGUACGGCGUCGAGGCGGCUCGCACCGCCAUCAUCAACGAGAUGUCGGCCGUCUUCUCCGUCUACGGUAUCGGCGUCGACUACCGCCACUUGACCAUCAUCGCGGACUACAUGACGUGCGAGGGCGGUUACAAGCCUUUCAACCGAACAGGUCUCGGCAACAACGCGUCGCCCCUCACGAAGGCGUCGUACGAGACGACCUCCGCCUUCAUCGCCGAGGCCGCCCUGCAUGGCGACUUCGACAACAUGAUCAGUCCGUCGUCUCGCGUCGUCGUCGGACGACCACCCGAGGCGGGUACUGGAGCGUUCGCGAUCAGGAGUAUCGUCGAGGCGGCAGCAGGAGCAGGAAGUUUGGACGAGAUGUAG